AUGCAAGUGAAGGCACUGACAAAAGAAACUCCCUUGACUGACAAAUACCGCGAAGUGUUUGAGCCGGGUUACGGAGCAAUAAGAGGGUUCAAGGCGAGCAUUGUUGUUAAAGAAAACGCUUCACCUGUAUUCUGUAAGGCGCGAUCAGUGCCGUAUGCGCUACGCGAACAAGUCAAGCAGGAAUUGGCAAACUUAGAAAAAGCUGGAGUCAUUUACCGGGUGCGGCACAGUGCGUGGGCGACACCUCUGGUGAUCGUGCCCAAGAAAAAUGGCAAGGAGCUUCGGCUAUGUGGUGACUACCGUGUCACAGUAAAUCCUGCCAUUGAGAUAGACCAGUACCCGCUCCCUCUGCCAGAAGAUAUUUUUGCAACUUUACAUGGUGGAACUGUCUUUUCGGUUCUGGACUUGUCCAAGGCGUACUUACAGCUCGAAUUGGACGAGCGAGCACAAGAACUGCUCACUGUCAAUACCCGCCUGGGGCUGUUCAGGUUCCGGCGCUUGCCAUACGGCGUAGCCUGUGCACCGGUGGUGUUCCAGGCCGUGAUGGAUCAGAUUCUACACGGCCUCUCAGGAAUGGCCUGUAACUUAGAUGACGUUGUCAUCGCAGGCGCAGAUAGAAAGCAAUGCCAUGACAGGUUGGAGCAGGUGCUCAUACGCCUAAGAUAA
Rhipicephalus microplus (southern cattle tick) is the source of this 666-nucleotide messenger RNA. RefSeq lists its product as uncharacterized. Lineage: Eukaryota; Metazoa; Arthropoda; Arachnida; Ixodida; Ixodidae. The record is from RefSeq and is a predicted model, not a curated record.